Molecule: messenger RNA, 3618 nt
Organism: Parathielavia appendiculata
Lineage: Eukaryota; Fungi; Ascomycota; Sordariomycetes; Sordariales; Chaetomiaceae
Exons: 14
Coding region: 1-3618 (1205 amino acids)
Biological process (GO): telomere maintenance via telomerase
Cellular component (GO): telomerase catalytic core complex
Molecular function (GO): telomeric repeat DNA binding; telomerase RNA binding
Source: RefSeq, a predicted model, not a curated record
AUGCACGCACCUGUCAAGGAGUUGCAAAAGUGCCCGAGGAAGACCAUUCCGAGUAAUUUCAAUCAUUUUUAUGUGUUUUUGUGGGACGUUCGCAUGUCUGGGACGUUCGCUUAUCAUUACAGUGCGGCUAGCAGCAUGAUGUCAAAUGCCCUCCUUGUUGUAAAUGCUCCACGGCUUCUCCGCUUCGGCAUUAGGGCUAAUGCAUCGGAAGAAGACCAGGAGCUUUGCCAGCUCAGAGCCUUGCCAGGGGCGAACUGCGGGAAGUCGUUGAAAGUCGGACGUGUCAGAUAUUAUAGGCCCAACUGCCGGUGGAGCCCAGCAACCGUGGACCCCGCAUCGACGAUGGGUCAUGCUCCGGACCUGAGACCCCGGUCCGCCCGGAAGAGGAGCCGGAGCCGGAGCGGGAGCCGGAGCCGAGACUUCGGACCACGCCUUGACCGACCGGCGAAGCAUCCCAAGCGUGGACCGGAACCGGCCGACGCCGUUGUCAAGCAUGGAUUGCUCGCCCAAUAUUAUCCCGAGAUCCAAACGUUGCGCCAGUAUGCCCUGUCGAAACUGCCCCCGUCUUCACGCAUCCGGCGCAGGAGAAUCGCAUCGCUGGGACUGGGCCCACCUUCCCCGGAACGGCCCUGCACCGAAGAAGAAGCAGCCCUUGGGGAGCUCCUUGACUCAACCAUCGUCACUCGCCGUCAGCAGGCUGAGGCCAACCAUGACCACCGCUGGGAACAGUGGGCCGGCUUCUCGCAGAAAGGCGACGAGUCGUACGUGACUCUUUCAGACGGGCUCAAGGGAUCCAUCUACUCGCAGUCAGAGAUCGUCGACUUCGCCGUUUGGGUCCUCUUCUCUCGGGAAAGCGUUGGAUCUUGGCCCAAGCAUCUCCUCUGCGACGGCUUUCGGAGACAGGCCUGCCCAAAUAACAGAUCUGCCUCCGCCGCCGGCAUUACGACGACAAUUCCGGGCUUGUGUUCAAUUUAUCCGAACCAGCACGUGCAGACGCUGAAGGCCUCUCCUUGGCCUCAGCUACUCAUGCAGUUGGGCAAGGAAGGGGAGCGCAUCAUGAUCGGUCUCCUGCUUGACUGCGCAAUAUUCAGGCCUGUGAAGGCGGGUAAGGGGAACUUCCACCAACUGAGCGGGAUCCCACUCUCGGAACUUGAGCCCUUGAUGAACGUCGGGGACAAAGGAAAGUCCCCGCCAACGGCUUCAGACACGAAAAAUGUGGCACUUCGGCCAUCUGAUAUCUCCUUUGUCAGGAGUAGAAUGCUUUAUGCUAGGGCUGCUCUCAACGCUCAAGGCCUUGUUCACUUUGGCUUGCGCCAUAUCCCCCUACCAGACCGACAUGAUGAGGGUACCAUACACGUCAUGAUGUACAUGUUUCCUCGGCAGUUCGGCCUCCACAACGUGUUCACAUCGGCUGUAGACCGCCAACAGACAGCCCAAAAAUUCCACGAUUACACGCUCCGGGAAGAGGAGAUCAAAACGAAAUUUCCACCGUCGGAACGCGGGGCCACACCCCGCAAACAUGUCUCUAAUCGGCUCAGAGGCAAGGCUAUGCACCUGGUCCAACGGUUCCGGGUGUUUCACGCACGCUGCUCUUACGCAGAGAUGUUGCACCAUUACUGCCCGGUACCCGCGCAAGUUGGUGACCAGAGACCAACCCUACCGGCUUCUAGUAGGACUCUGCCGUCGUCUUCCAGGUCAUCAGCAAAGCCUGCGAAGGGCGGAAAGCGGUCAAGGCCCUCAGCCGCGCCUGUUCCGAACCUCCAGUAUGCCGCUCUCACUGAGCUGGCCACACCCAUCACCAGUGUCUCGGCCUUCUGUCAGGCCGUGGUGGUCAAAGUCAUACCGAACGAGUUCUGGGGCCAGGGUCCUACUCAAGAGCAUAACAAAGCAUGCUUCCUGAGAAAAGUCCACCACUUCAUCCACCUUCGGCGAUUCGAGAGUAUGUGUCUACACGAAGUGAUGCAGGGAAUGAAGGUAAGCAAUUUCUACGUCACCGAGUCCACUGUCGACCGGUACCGUCUCUUUUUCUUCCGCCAUGAUGUCUGGCGCUACGUGGCCGAGCCAGCCAUGGCCGCUCUCAAGACAAGCAUGUUUGAGGAGGUCAAGACGGAAGAUGCUCUCCGCAUUUUACAGUCUCGCCGACUGGCCUACUCCCAAGUGCGUCUCCUGCCCAAACAGAACGCGAUGCGGCCCAUCAUGAACCUGCGCCGGCGGACGCUGCUUAAAGGAGGCCCAGUCAACUCGAUGCUCAAGCUUGAAAAGUCUCGGAAUCCGGACCGCCUGGGAUCCUCGCUGUUCUCUGUCGGAGAUAUUUACCAGCGCAUGAAAGCGUUCAAGGGCAAGCUCGGCGGUGGGAACCACACGUUCUACUUUGCCAAGGUGGACGUCCAGGCGGCCUUUGACACGAUCCCUCAGCGCGCCAUGGUCGACCUGCUGAAGCACAUUCCCCGGCAGACCUCGUACAAGAUGCUAAGGCACGCCGAGAUCGCCCUGCCGGAGUCAGCGUCAGAUACUGCCCCGGAAGCCGCCACCAAGCCGAUCAAGCGGUGGCACACGACGGCCAAAGCCAAUAACGACACGCGCAGCUUCCCUGAGGUGCUCGAGUCGUCUCUCGCCGCCAAGAAGAAGCACACCGUCUUCGUCGACAGCGCCGUCCAAAGGGCCCGCGAUACGGGGGAGCUCCUGGCGCUCACGGCAGCCCACAUCGAGCAGAACCUCGUCCGCAUCGGCAAGAAGUACUACCGCCAAAAGGCCGGCAUCCCCCAAGGGUCGGUGCUGUCGUCGACGCUCUGCAACUACUUCUACGCCGACCUGGAACGCACGCAGCUCGCGUUCCUGUUGCAGGCCGAGGACUGCCUGCUGCUGCGUCUGAUCGAUGACUUUCUCCUCAUCACCACUGACCGGGGCAAGGCGAGCCGGUUUGUCGACGUCAUGCAUAGGGGUGUGCCCGAAUAUGGGGUGGCGGUCAACCCGGGGAAGAGCCUGGUAAAUUUUCCGCUGAGAGUGCGUGGGACGGACGUGCCGAGGGUGGAGGAUCGGGGCAAGUUUCCGUACUGUGGGUUGUUGAUUGAUUGUGGGACGCUCGCGGUGACGAAGCAGAGGGAGGCGGGGAAGGGUUCGGCGGUCUUCAACUCCCUCACGGUCGAGUACUCGCGCUGCCCAGGCAGGAACUUCAAGCGGAAAAUCCUCAAUCCGGAUAUUCUGCUAACCCAGCCCCAAGACGCCUUCAAAAUCCAAUCCCACCUUUUGUUCUUCGACACGUCGCACAACUCGCACCGCGGCGUGCGAGGGAACAUCUAUGCCGGAUUUGUCGAGACGGCGACCAAGAUGUGGGCAUAUGCGCGGUGCAUGCCCGGCCGGCCCGGGACGGCUCUACUCGUCGAUACGAUCAAGACGCUGAUUGAUGUAGCAUUUGUGCUUCUGACGAGCCGGGCGAGGAAGGAGCGGUAUCCUGGACAGGUGUUGAUUAGGAAGCAGACGGGUUAUACGGAGGUGAUUGCAUGGUUGGAAGAGGAGACCCGGAAGCUCUCUGGUCGGAAAGGGCUGGAUGUUGAAGGGCUGGUUGCGGUUGCGAAGAAACACCCAGUGGCGAGCGGCAGUAGGAAGCUGAAGUUGUAG